AUGGAAUUCAAGAGUUUGAAUUUGUUGAACCUACUGCAAUCUUGCAUAACCAACAGAUCUCUAUUAUCCGCCAAAAUCAUCCACGCUCAAGUUUUCCGCUUCACCCUUUUCUCCGACACUUUUCUCUCUAAUCGCCUCGUCGAGCUAUAUUCCAAGUGCAAUGACAUCACUUCCGCACACCACGUGUUCGACAAAAUUCCUCACAAAAACAUCUUCUCCUUUAAUGCCAUCUUAUCAGCUUAUUGCAAAUCCAACAAUUUGCAAAAUGCCUGUCGUUUAUUCCUUCAAAUGCCAGAAAGAAACACGGUGUCGUUGAACACUAUAAUCACCAGCAUGGUUCGAAAUGGAUAUGAAAGACAGGCACUUGAUACUUAUGAUUCAAUGAUGGUACAUGAAUCGGUUAAACCUUCUCAUAUAACAUUUGCUACUGUUUUUAGUGCUUGUGGUGGUUUGUUAGAUGCAAAUUGUGGUAGAAGAAAUCAUGGGGUUGUGCUUAAAGUUGGUCUUGAUAGUAAUAUUUAUGUGGCUAAUGCUCUUUUGUGUAUGUAUUCUAAGUGUGGCUUAAAUGUGGAUGCUUUUCAUGUUUUUGAAGAUAUUCGGGAACCUAAUGAGGUUACUUUUACUACAAUGAUGGGUGGGUUAUCACAAACAAAUCAAGUCAUGGAAGCUUUGGAAUUGUUUAGACUCAUGUUGAGAAAAGGGAUUCGUGUUGAUUCGGUCUCCUUAUCAACCAUCUUGGGUAUAUGUGCGAAAGGAGUAUCUUUUGAUGUGUGUGAUGAUAGUCAUGGUUUUUCGACUAAUGCACAAGGAAAAAAUAUACAUACUCUCGCGAUUAAAGUUGGGUUUGAGAGAGACCUUCAUUUGUGCAAUUCUUUGCUUGAUAUGUAUGCUAAAACUGGGGAUAUGGAUGAUGCAGAAAAUGUUUUUGUUAAUUUGGAUAAGCAUAGUGUUGUUUCUUGGAAUAUAAUGAUAUCUGGGUAUGGGAACAGAUGCGACACUGAGAAAGUUGUUGAGUGUUUUCAGAGGAUGCAGUGUUGUGGAUAUGAACCAGAUGAUGUUACUUAUAUUAAUAUGUUGACGGCGUGUGUUAAAUCUGGGGAUGUUAAAAUUGGGCGUCAAAUAUUUGACUGCAUGCCGUGCCCGAGUUUGAUUUCAUGGAAUGCCAUACUUUCGGGCUAUAACCAGAGUGCAGAUCAUGGAGAGGCAGUUGAACUGUUUAGAAAGAUGCAGUUUCAGUGGCAGCACCCUGAUAGGACAACUUUGGCUAUUAUUCUCAGUUCAUGUGCUGAAUUGGGACUUCUCAAGGCUGGAAAACAGGUUCAUGCAGUUUCCCAGAAGCUUGGAUUUUAUGAUGAUGUGUAUGUUGGCAGUAGCCUUAUUAAUGUCUACUCAAAAUGUGGGAAAAUGGAGUUGUCUAAGCAUGUAUUCAGUAAAUUUUCUGAACAAGAUGUUGUUUGUUGGAACUCAAUGAUAGCAGGGUUCUCAACCAAUUCUCUUGAGCAAGAUGCUUUGGCUUUCUUUAAGCGGAUGAGACAAUUUGGUUUCUCUCCUACUGAGUUUUCUUUUGCCACCAUAGUGAGCUCUUGUGCGAAGCUUUCCUCUUUGUUUCAAGGACAACAAAUCCAUGCUCAAAUCAUAAAAGAUGGUUAUGUAGAUGAUGUAUUUGUAGGGAGUUCUCUUACAGAAAUGUAUUGUAAAUGUGGGGAUGUAGGUGCAGCCAGAUGUUAUUUUGAUAUGAUGCCCAGUAAAAAUAUUGUUACUUGGAAUGAAAUGAUACACGGUUAUGCACAGAAUGGAUAUGGUCACGAGGCUGUAUGCCUUUAUAAGGAGAUGAUUUCAUGUGGUGAAAAACCUGAUGAUAUUACAUUUGUUGCUGUUUUAACUGCUUGUAGCCACUCGGCUUUGGUGGAUGAAGGGGUUGAAAUAUUCAAUGCAAUGCUACAAAAAUUCGAAGUGGUGCCAAUGUUGGAUCAUUAUACAUGCAUCAUAGAUUGUCUGGGACGAGCAGGGAGGUUUCAUGAAGUAGAAGUCAUUCUAGAUACUAUGCCGUAUAAAGAUGACACAAUUGUAUGGGAGGUUGUAUUAAGCUCAUGCCGUGUUCAUGCUAACUUGAGCUUAGCAAAAAGAGCAGCUGAGGAACUCUAUCGACUGAAUCCUCAAAAUUCCGCGCCUUAUGUGCUUCUUGCCAACAUGUAUUCUUCUAUGGGAAGAUGGGAUGAUGCACAUGUUGUUAGAGAUUUGAUGAGCGAUAACAAGGUACAUAAAGGUCCUGGUUAUAGCCGGAGCGAGUUCAAGUAUGAUGUGCAAAGCACUCUGUAA
Messenger RNA from Lathyrus sativus (Indian pea), 2319 nucleotides. The record is from the annotation of a GenBank genome assembly. Lineage: Eukaryota; Viridiplantae; Streptophyta; Magnoliopsida; Fabales; Fabaceae.